Messenger RNA from Lycium barbarum (goji berry), 1301 nucleotides. Its product is annotated as 11S globulin seed storage protein Ana o 2.0101-like. Gene Ontology annotation, molecular function: nutrient reservoir activity. The transcript is spliced from 2 exons. The coding region runs from base 96 to 1166 and encodes 356 amino acids. Lineage: Eukaryota; Viridiplantae; Streptophyta; Magnoliopsida; Solanales; Solanaceae. The record is from RefSeq and is a predicted model, not a curated record.
AAAUACCAAGCUUCUCAUUGGGUUUACAAGCACUCUGAUUUUCUUCUUUGUUUCUGCUUUUACUAUUGCGAGAUUUUUCUAUAAUACAAAAAGAGAUGGAUCUUGAUCUUACCCCAAAGUUGGCAAAGCAAGUUUAUGGAGGAGAUGGUGGUUCUUAUCAUGCAUGGUGUCCUAAUGAGCUUCCCAUGUUGAAGGAAGGCAAUAUAGGCGCUGCUAAGCUUGCUCUUUCCAAGAAUGGUUUUGCUUUGCCGAAAUACUCUGAUUCAUCCAAGGUUGCCUAUGUUCUUCAAGGUUGUGGAGUUGCUGGAAUAGUUCUUCCAGAGAAAGAAGAGAAGGUGAUAGCCAUUAAGAAGGGAGAUGCUAUUGCCCUUCCUUUUGGUGUUGUCACAUGGUGGUACAACAAAGACGACACUGAACUUGUGGUUCUCUUCCUUGGUGAUACCAAAACUGAGCACAAGGCUGGUUCAUUCACAGACAUGUACUUGACUGGCUCCAAUGGAAUUUUCACUGGUUUUUCAACUGAAUUUGUUAGCAGGGCAUGGAAUGUAGAAGAGAGUGUGGCUAAGACUCUAGUUAGCUCCCAGACUGCUAAGGGCAUCGUGAAGCUCGACACUACCUUCCAAAUGCCCGAGCCUAAGCAAGGUGACAGGGAUGGCAUGGUUCUCAACUGUGAGGAAGCACCCUUGGAUGUCGAUAUCAAGGGUGGUGGAAAGGUGAUUGUUUUGAGUACCAAGAACUUGCCUUUAGUCGGCGAAGUUGGACUUGGUGCUGAUCUUGUCAGGUUGAGCGGAAGUGCUAUGUGCUCUCCCGGUUUCUCGUGUGAUUCGGCUCUUCAGGUCACUUACAUUGUCAGAGGCAGUGGCCGAGUUCAGGUUGUUGGCGUUGAUGGGAAGCGUGUUCUUGAAACGCACAUCAAAGCUGGUUGUCUGUUCAUCGUUCCGAGGUUCUUUGUUGUCUCCAAAAUCAGCGAUCCUGAUGGCAUGGAGUGGUUCUCUAUCAUCACUACCCCAAAUCCAAUGUUCACUCACUUGGCUGGAAGGACUUCAACAUGGAAGGCUCUAUCCCCACAAGUGCUCCAGGCGGCUUUCAACGUUUCACCAGAUGUACAGAAGCAAUUCAGCUCCAAGAGAACUGCCGAAGAGAUUUUCUUCCCACCACCAAACUGAUAUAUUCAUCCACCAUUCUUUUAAACUUAGUAAUAAGAGAGUGGUAGUAGUUAGGAUAGAGGUUAAGGAAUUUUGUUUUAGAUUUCCUUAUGGUGCAUGUUCGGAACAAGUAUACUCUUCAUUUUUUACAUUAAU